This is a messenger RNA of Solenopsis invicta (red fire ant), 722 nucleotides long. It is a transcript of the gene Det, whose product is annotated as baculoviral IAP repeat-containing protein 5. Bases 155 to 634 code for a protein of 159 amino acids. The transcript is spliced from 4 exons. NCBI's taxonomy places the organism in Eukaryota, Metazoa, Arthropoda, Insecta, Hymenoptera, Formicidae. The record is from RefSeq and is a predicted model, not a curated record.
UCUCCUAUUCUCCUACUCCAUGAUUUAAACAUUUGAAUUUUCAGUUUCAUUUUCCGCCAUAUAUAUUGAACACCGUUAUACUUCGUCGAAUUUGACGGUGUUUGAUAGUGGUUUAAUAGAAAGUAACGGAGUGCAGAAGAUCUUCGUUGUAAUUAUGAAGAAAUCAGCAAUUAAAGACGAAAUAUUCAUCACGGGACUACCGGAAGUUGACUCCCACUUCUGGAAGCAAAAUAGAAAGUUGACGUAUAGCAACUGGCCCUUCAAAAAGACAGAUAAAUGCAACCUCGAACGCAUGGCUGCUGCUGGAUUUUACAUUAUUGGGGACAGCAAUGAACCAGACCUUGUUGAAUGUUUUAUUUGUGGCAAGCAACUUGAUGGUUGGGAGUCGGAUGAUGAUCCAUGGAAUGAACAUAAAAAGCAUCAGCCGAGCUGUCCGUUUGUUAAAUUAAACAAGCAAGAUGAAAAAGAAUGGACAAUAGAUGAAUUGUAUGAUUUAUUCAAGAAAUACCAGUCAAAACAGCUUAUGGACCAAAUGAAAAAUGAUUUUGAUACAGUAAAAGAAGCGAUAAAAUGCUUAAUGAGUGAACUAUCUAUUUGUAAAAUGUCACAAAAGAAUAAAAAGAGCAUCGAUUGAUUAUUUUGUACGAUAUUUAUUCUAAGAAUUUUUAAUUUAAAUACAUUUUGUAAUACUUUCUUUAAAAAAUAUAUGUAUGUACAACCAA